AAGCCCAAUGUAUUUAUUAAACCAUCACCAAACAUUCAAUUGACUAUUAAGCAAAAAAUAAAAACAAGCGAGGAGGCAUUCGUCUUACAUUUUCUGAACCCCACCCCUAAGCGCACUCUCCCCCACCCCACCUUUCUAGGAUUCUCGCUCCAGCUCCAGCACAGGAAUAAGCAGAAGAGCACGGAGGAGGAAAAGAAGACUUUGUCCACGGUGUCUCCACUCAGAUGCAUCACCGCCCGGCUCUUUUAAUGGGGCAGCGCUGAACUUUUAAGUUCGCGGGGAAGCUUCUCCGAAGUGCGCUAAUGUGAGUUCUGAACACAAUGUCAGCCGCUCAAGGACUUCUAAACAGCGUCUUUUCCUGCUCGUCCCCUGCCUCCAAAGCCAUAACCAAACGCAGGCUACGCCAGACCCGGAGCCUGGACCCCGCCAUCAUCAGACACUGCGGCACCGGGAGCGAUGGAGCGGCCGCAGACACAGGUGCGUCCGCCGAGCGCUUGGCUGUGAAGCCGGCUUUACGCACCAAGAUCCCGACCCUGAAGGAACCUAUAACCCCUUCCAUCUCCUCUCCUUCCAUACCUCUGGAUGUUUCCCCGUCCUCCAACUUCCACUUUGACUAUGACGUGGUUAAGCAUGCCAAAAGGAAUACCGCCGGGGAUUUACCGUUUAUGGUGAGGGGAGCUGGUGCCGCUCCCUCAGGGAGCACCGGCACGCUGUUUUCCCCGCGGAGGUGGCUACAGAAGAAAGUGCAGCCUUCCAGCUCUCACUCUUACGUCGUGUGGAAGUCAGAGGGGGAUUUCACCUGGAGCAGCCUGUCGGGGCGGAGCGUGCGUCUGAUGCCAGUUGCCAUCCAAAGCCUGUCAGAGCUGGAGAGGGCCCGGCUACAGGAAGUGGCCUUCUCCCGUUUACACCAGGACUAUGACUUGGGAUGUCAGAUAACCAUGCCAAAAGAUGGACAGAAGAGGAAAAAGUCGCUGAGAAGGAAGUUGGACUCGCUCGCAAAAGAGAAAAACAAAGACAAAGAAUUCAUACCCCAGGCCUUUAGUAUACCCCUGUCCCAGGUCAUCGCCAACGACAGAGCUCAAAGGCAGCGACAGGAUUCUUUUCGUCAGGACCCUCCACAGCGGGAGGAGCACAAAGACUCCUCAGACCUCGUAUCGUCCAUUUUACAGUUUGCCACCAAGCGGCCGUCCAACAAGGAGUUAUCCAGCAGUAACUCGUCGCUAAGUUCCACAUCAGAAACGGCUAAUGAGUCAACAUCGCCCAACACCCCUGAAGCUGCCCCACGAGCGCGGAGGAGGGGAGGCAUGUCAGUGGACUCCAUCACAGACCUAGACGACAACCAGUCCCGCUUGCUUGAGGCGCUGCAGCUCUCUCUGCCAGCUGAAACGCCGAGUAAAAAAGAGAAGCACAGGGACAAAAGGCUGAGCCUGAAUCCCAUUUACCGUCAGGUGCCACGUGUCGUCGAUAGUUGCUGUCAGCACAUCGAAAAAUAUGGUUUGCACACUGUGGGGAUCUUUAGAGUUGGAAGCUCCAAGAAGAGAGUCCGACAGCUGCGAGAAGAGUUUGAUCGUGGCAUUGAUGUGCAGCUAGACGAGGAGUACAGUGUUCACGAUGUAUCUGCUCUGCUGAAGGAGUUCCUAAGGGAUUUGCCGGACCCUCUCCUAACCAAGGAGCUCUACACGGCCUUUAUUAACACCACAUUGUUGGACUCAUAUGAGCAGCAGAGUGUCGUUCAGCUGCUGAUCUACCUUCUCCCAGCAUGCAAUAGUGACACACUUCACCGCCUGCUGGAGUUCCUGUCCACUGUGGCUGAUCAUGCCCAUGACCAGCAAGAUAAAGACGGGCAGGAGAUCACAGGGAACAAGAUGACAGCUUUAAACCUUGCCACCAUCUUUGGUCCCAACCUCCUCCACAAGCAGAAGAGCACAGACAAGGAGUUCACUGUCCAGAGCUCAGCCAGGGCUGAGGAGAGCACGGCCGUCAUCGCCGUGCUGGAAAAGAUGAUCGCCAGCUACCAAGCACUCUUCAUGGUUCCUCCUGAUCUGCAAAAUGAAGUUUUAAUGAGCCUUUUGGAGACCGAUCCAGAUGUGGUCGACUACCUUCUGAGGAGAAAAGCAUCUCAGAGUCCGGACCUGUUACAGCCAGAGGAGCCCUUCGUCCUGAGCGAGCGGCAUUCGUCCAGCGACUCCAACAAGGCGUCGAGUGGUGAAGUGUCCCCUUAUGAUAACAACUCCCCGGUCCUGAGUGAGCGCAGAGGGGAACCAGGGAGCCCGGCCAGUGAGCAGCUCUACCGCGUCCCAGAACAGUACUCUCUAGUGGGGCAGAGCGGAGCUGUCACUUGGGGUUAUAAAGAAGAACAUGCUAACAUUUGGGGCACAUGGCACAGUACUCUGAAAUCGGCACUCAAGAAUCAAACAUAUACAGGUUCCCAUAGCAACAUGUCAGAAGGAAGCUCCCGCAGCUCACAGGAAGGUCUAGAUGGACUCCAUAGUGAUAGCAGGCAUCAGACAGCAGUACAACGGACUCAGACAACGCCUGACAUCUCCGAGUGCAGACUCCACCCACCGGUCACCAGAGUGUGCACCAACCCUCAUGCGGACAAGGGGCGACCACGCCUGCAGCUAAACAUCAACCCUUCUGUGACUUCGCAAAGGGGACAUGGAGUUAACUCGACCCUCAGACCUCAAGCCGGAGUAAACACCGGAGAAGGCGGCCCCCUCGAUGGACGCUCUCCUCCCCCUUAUAAUGCGCACCAUCGACUGGCUAGCUCACAAAGUACCCCUCAGCUUGCGACGGCUCAGCAGCCACACGGGAGGUCGAGCGCAGGACAGAGCAACUCGGCUUCAACAACAGAAGUCCCAGUGGUCGCACAGAGUCCAGAGUGGCAGGAGUGGCAGAGGGACCGGUGGCAGAUAUGGCAACUGCUAUCCUCGGACAAUGCUGACACACUGCCAGAAACUCUGGUGUGAUUUCAGACAAUGUACUCUGUCUCAGCCUCUUCUGGCCAAUCAAAGACAAGAUCAAACCCCUCCAAUGACAAUCACUCCUUAUCCCUAUCCUUUCCCUUUUUAUUUCUGCUGCCCUCUCAUCCAUUCACUCACUGAUUUCCUGCUUUCUAUGAACAUCAUGUGCUGUCCUGCAACUUAGCGCCGUGGCGUUGUUGUUUACGUGUGCAGCUGCUGCCUCCAACAGACUUUUACAUCCAGGAGCCACUAGUAUUUGUUGAUCUGUUCGGAUGUUAAAAAAGUUGCUCAAUUUCCUGGCCCAUAUAUUAUGUCAACAUUUAGUUAGGAGCAUUUUUUAAAAAUGCCUACCCGAAAUACCUCAAAAAAUCCGUUCAGAAUAUUUUCAGAUUUUCUAUUUUUGAGCGACAUCAGUCUUCAUAUCUCAAUGGAGAAUAUUAGGAAAACAUUUUUUAAGUUUUUUACAUUUUAAUUUCAUCAUUUUUACAUUGGUCACCACACACUAAGAUGUACGCGUUAGUAACUGCUGCUAAUUACAGACUUGUUGUGUGUAUACUAAUGAUGUAAUUCAGCGGCAUCUUUCUGAAAAGAUCAAAUGUUGAGUUGCUUUUUGAUGUCAGAUUACCUUUGACUGUAUAUAUAUGUACAUGAAUACACAAAUUGUUGACAUACGUGCUUAAAUAUUAUAUGUAAAGUGUAUAAUUUGCCUAAAAGUAUCUACCUAAAUGUAAGCCAGCCCCUUAAUCGACAGUCCAGAUGUUGGUGUUUGUCAGACUGCUGUUUCUGUCUUUGAUAUUGAAUGUAAAAUGCUUCACUUGCAGUAAGACGCUUAAACCUAAUUAUGAAGCAAUCUGCUGUAAGUUUGCUUGUGCUCUCGCCACCUGCUGCACUGCAGAAACAAUGUGCCAAAGUAUCUCUCUCUCUUUUUAAACUAAAGGAUCAUUGUUUUUCAGUUGUGUUGAUUCCAUCCAUUUGGUUAAUUUUUGUAAGACUCAAGAGUUAAGUUACUGGCAUUUUUAUCAAGAAUUUCAUAUUUUAGCACAAAGCAUAAACUGUAAAUAAUAGAUGGAAGUAACCACUAGCUCUGAAAUCCUCCAGGUUAGCAUUUUUGCCAAAACUGGACAUUAUGAAUAAAGAUUGGAUCUGACUGAAA
Maylandia zebra (zebra mbuna) is the source of this 4116-nucleotide messenger RNA. RefSeq names its product rho GTPase-activating protein 6. Gene Ontology annotation, biological process: signal transduction. NCBI's taxonomy places the organism in Eukaryota, Metazoa, Chordata, Actinopteri, Cichliformes, Cichlidae. The record is from RefSeq and is a predicted model, not a curated record.